AUGAUUAUGUUUAUAUUGAGAGCGGUAAGUAGAAUUCGUCCCUCUCUUGUCUGGCUCAUCGAAACCCUAAAUUGAUAAAGACGGGAGGAAGCCAUCGAUAUAAAAUUGUGUUCCAUAUCUGCUACGAUCCACCAUCGGAAAACCAUUCUCAGAGAUUGCCGUUAAAUCUGAUCGAUUUCCUUUUUGUCAAUUGUUUACUCUAUCUCUUCUAGAAAAUCUUGAUUGUUGGGUUUUAACUGGGAUUUGAUUUGUGUUUCUCGUUCACACAAUGGUGGGAGGUGGAAGCAGGAAGGAUGAACAGUUGGUCAUAAGCAACAAUAACGUUUUCGCUGCUCUUGGAACCCUAAGGAAGAAGAAGAAGUCUGAUAAGGGAAAGAACGCUGAAGGUUCAGUUUCUAAAAAUGUCAAGGAUCCUGAGCCUGUUUUCUGGGCUCCAGCCCCAUUGACUGUCAAAUCCUGGGCGGAUGUUGAUGAUGAAGAUGAUGAUGAUUAUUACGCUACUACAGCUCCGCCGCAGGCUGUUUGGGGACCUGAUACUGCUAAUGAACAUCAUCACAAGCCUAAGGAAACUGUAACUCCACUCCAGGAAAGUGAAAGUGAAGAAGAAGGAAUUGAUGAAGCUGAUGAUGAUAAUGAAGAAGAACAUGAGCAGGAACCUGAUUUACCAGAGGAAAAGGAGCCAAUUGUUAAGAAGACUGCUGAAAAUGUGGCACCCAAAGAGUCGGAAAGGCAGCUUUCAAAGAAGGAACUUAAGAAAAAGGAGCUUGCUGAGCUUGAAGCUAUGCUUGCUGAAUUUGGAUUAAGCAAAGCUGAGAGCAAUGAUGAUUCACAAGGUGCUGCACAGGAUAAGGUGGAAAAACUCAAUGGAGAGAUGGCUAAGAAGGAUGAUAAUGCUCCUGGGGAGAGCAAGAGCGCAAAGAAAAAGAAGAAGAAAGAUAAAUCAUCAAAGGAGUCCAAAGAGCAACAUGAUCAAUCCAAUGGCGUUGAGCUUGGAAAUGGGACUAGUGAAACAGUUUCAAGCGAGAAAGGAGAAGAUGCACCUACUGUUGCUGCAAAGGACAAGAUAAAGAAAAUGACUUCUCUUAAGAAGAAAAAAUCAAUCAAGGAGGUAGAUGCUGCUGCCAAAGCUGUGGCCAGUGAGGCUGCAGCAAGGAGUGCAAGGCUAGCUGCUGCAAAGAAAAAGGAGAAGAACCAUUACAACCAGCAACCCCUGCGGUGAAAUGUUUCUUGAAUUGGAAGUGAGCAUGUAUCUUGUUCAUUUGUUAAAUGCACAAUAAACAUCAGAAUCUGGUUCAAUAGAGAUGGACUCUGUCAUACUAUUUUUAUUUUACAAAAAAAGAAAUUAAUCUUAAAAAAAAAAAAAGGUUUACUGAAUGGUUGUGGUGGUCUUUUAUAUUCUGCUAUUGGAUGGACAGUUUUUG
Molecule: messenger RNA, 1421 nt
Organism: Solanum lycopersicum (tomato)
Lineage: Eukaryota; Viridiplantae; Streptophyta; Magnoliopsida; Solanales; Solanaceae
Source: RefSeq, marked validated